UCUUUAUUUGAAGUAAGAACCCCAUAGCUAUCGCUAUCUGGGGAGAAAUGAGAUGAAGGAAGGCAAGGCCUCUUUUGAUGGGGCCUUACGCCUUACCAUCCUUUCUUAUUUGCAUGUUUUUUGAAUCUUUUCUCGGGAACCUAUUCCAAUGUUUUUGUGAUUGAAUUACUGAGGCAAACCGUCAGUGGAGAGGAGCCGCAGAUUAAAAGACUUUAACCGAACCACAAUAUGUUCAUACAACCUAUGUCGGCUGAUGUCGCGGCUGCCAUGAGGAUCUAGAUGUAUACAGUGUGUGGCACGCUUGAUAAGUUCCACCAAAGACAGGGCAGAAAAUAGUGAGGGUUUCUUUGAGCAGCAAUAGCGUUAGUUACGCAUUUGUUCACUAGCGUUAAUUAACUUCCAUACUGCCGGCCCACCCACUGUCAACCCCAUCAAAAAUCACACAACUUGCUUUUGUAUGAAGGGCACGCGGCAAGCACGGCUUCAACCUUGUAUUUUGCCACGAUCUCUUUCAGCCAAUCAUGUGGACAAAUCUUUGAAGAACCAUUGUUCAAAGAUAUUGAAAGCCUUCGGACUUGGCUCACAUUGGGACACAUCCGAAAAGACAAAAAGCCGCGCCGAUGGUGCAUUGGGACAAAACCCGAAAGGAAAACUCAACCUAAAUCAGCCACUCGGUGCAUGUUCGCGAAUCAGCCACUUGGCACAAUAAAGGUGCCAAUAUCACAUCACACGUUGGUGGACACCUGCUGAACAACACUUGAAUCUUCAGGGCAUACUCUGCGAUCAGUCUACUCAAUGGGAGCGCUAAGGAUAACAAAAGGUUCAACCCAAGGAACUUAACUAGCUUCCUUGUUAUUGGGAAAAGUUCCUUGUGGCUCCGGGAGACUUGCUAUGACAAAAGAUGUCAACAGUCUUUGGCAAAUUGUCCGACUUGUUGCAGCAGUGGUUUCAAGGGUGUUAUAUGAGUGUGUGAAACAGCGCGGACAUACUAGCGGUUCUUACUGUAAGAGUUAAGGAUCGAGGAUGUUCACUGGCGUGGCCAAUUCCAUGCUAAUAGAUGAUUGCUUUCUUGACUUGUGCCGAUUAUAUUUGGAUGCGAGGAGAUCAAUGCGCACAGGGCCAACUCUCAUUCAGCAUCAACUGGUUUGUUUGAGAUCAAGAUGAAGGAAGAAGAGACUCCUGAAGCCUCAAAAGACCUGCGCCAAGAAGCGGCACUGGAUCCUGAGAAAGCCAACGAGGACAAGAGAGCUGAGAAAGCCAGCUUCGAGUCAAAGCAGGCGCUAUGGAUCAAAGUGUGGGAAGAAACAUGGCACAAGGCAGAUGCCCAGGGCCAGUCGCACAAUCAGCGCAAGGUGUAUAAAAGAGCUAGAAGAGUGUUCAAGAGUUUGCUUGAAGAAAGGCAAGAAAGAUAG
Messenger RNA from Durusdinium trenchii, 1412 nucleotides. NCBI's taxonomy places the organism in Eukaryota, Dinophyceae, Suessiales, Symbiodiniaceae. The record is from the annotation of a GenBank genome assembly.